This is a messenger RNA of Paramecium tetraurelia, 1533 nucleotides long. RefSeq lists its product as uncharacterized. Gene Ontology annotation, biological process: amino acid transmembrane transport. Gene Ontology annotation, molecular function: amino acid transmembrane transporter activity. NCBI's taxonomy places the organism in Eukaryota, Ciliophora, Oligohymenophorea, Peniculida, Parameciidae. The record is from RefSeq and is a predicted model, not a curated record. The transcript is spliced from 3 exons.
AUGGCAUAAUUAGCAUAAGAAGCUGAAGUCAGCUAAUAAAUUCAGAAAGUGCUUAAACAAUCUGUAUCCAAGAGGGAAAAGAAAUCAUUAAUCAAAUCCAUAAAAAAGAGCUCAAUUGCGCAAACAGGCAAGGCUUCCUCGUUACAAACCAUCAUUUCUGUCUCCAACUCGAUGGUCGGCACAAGUACUUUGGUUUUCCCAGUUCUAUUUUGUUAAUCCGGAAUAGGCUUGGGAAUUAUGAUAGCCAUUAUCAUUGGGUUGAUUUCGUGCAGAACAACUCAAUUGUUAAUUGUACAUAAUAAAACAGAUGAGAUGGAUUUGCCAGACACCUUGUAAAGAGUCCUAGGGUCCAAAUGGAAAACCGUCUUCAACAUUAGCAAUGUCAUCCUCCUCUGGGCAAGUGGAAUUAUCUAUAUGAUCUUAAUUUGCAAUCAACUUUACCCCUUAAUUUAAAUAAUAUGUGAUAAUAUUGGCAUUGAAAGUGCACAACUAACAGAAAUUACUCUCUCUAAACUUUCAUACUAAUGGAUCGGAAUUGGUUACACCUUAUUUAUAUUGCCUAUGUUUUUCUAAAAGAAACUGGGAAUCAUUUUGCAACUACUUCCGUAUGGAAUUAUUUCAGUUUUCUCUUUCAUUUUAUUCACCAUAUAUUAAGGAAUUUAUAUGUUAGUGACAGAUCAUUAAGGAGUUGUAGAUAAUUUGAAAUGGUUUAGUUGGGAUGUAUCCACUAUGGCUGGUACAUUUGCUUUAGCUUUAUUGAUAUAAUCUAUGGUUGUACCAAUUAUGAAGAAUAAUAUGAUCUAAUAAAAUAACAAUCGCGAUAUUGCCAUUGGAUUUGGAUGGACAUGGUUUGUAUAUUGUAUGGCUGGCACAUUUGGAGCCUUUGCUGUUGCUGGAGCAUUAGCAAAUAAUUAAAAGUAAGACGGAAAAAGUGGAUCUACUCUUUUGGACUAUUAUCCAUCUGACAAUCCCUUAGUAAUAGUUAUUUAAGUUUUACUCUUCUUAUAAUUGACCCUUGUCUUCCCUGUUUUACAAUUCAUAACGAGAUCUUAGUUCUUCGGUCUCAUCUAUGAAUUGGAAAGAUAACCCAAAUGGUAAUUCUAUGCUUUUUCAUUGACCUAUGCAAUAACCUGUCUAAUAGUUCAAUGUGUUGAAGUUGACUUGUCUUUAAUCAUUAGUCUAUGUGGGUAAGAGAAUUUGAUAAUAUUUUACAGAGCUGUUAUUGGAUUGUUCCAAGAAUAUAUCAUACCAAUUGCUUUGCAUCUGACUUGUUUGUAUAGAAAAAAAGCUACCCAGGUAUAAAAUUAGCCAAAUUACAAUUAAAUUUAAGCUAGUGUGGAAUCAACAGAGUAUUUAGUGGAUUAGGUGGAUUUCACUAAAUUCUCACUUAACGAUGAAGAAGAUUUGAAGUGUAAUGAUCAUUCAGGACUUUUAAAGCGUAUGCCUAAAAAUCUUAGAAUAUCUUUAUAUUCCUUUAUCCUAGUAAUCGGUAUAGCAAUUGGAAUUGGCAAAUUGAUUGAUAUAUUUAAAUGA